AUGGGUGUUCUGAAGUACCCCCGCGUCAGAAUGUACUGGCAAGCUGCCACGAGAAUUCCCGCAAUAGCGGAUGUGAUGGGUGUGAAGAGGUUCUUCAAAAUCAGAGGCGCCCUUCACAUAACUGACGCUAAUGCAGAACGGGACCCAAACAGCCUCGACAAGUUUUGGAAAGUUAGGCCCUUGUUAGAAGCUGUGAGAGGCCGAUGCUUACAGCUUGUUCCCUUGGAAAAAAAUAGCAUCGAUGAGCAGAUGGUGCCAUUUACGGGGCGUUUUGCUGCAAAGCAAUUUGUAAAGGGAAAACCAAACCCUGAAGGGGUAAAGGUUUUAGUGCGCUGCAGCUUUGAUGGGCUAGCAAAUGACUUUGAGCUUUACCAAGGGAAGGGAACAGGGGUGAGUAAAGAGCAUUCUCACCUUGGACUUGGUGGUUCUGUCGUAAUGCGCCUUGUUGAAUACCUCUUGAAGGCACAGAACAUUAAGUGCUACAUGGAUAACUAUUUCACAUCAGUGAAACUGCUUCUGGAGUUGAAAGAGAUCGGUAUUUUGGCUAGUGGCACAAUUAGAGGAAUCCGUUUGGCAGGUUGCAUUCUGAAAACCGACAAAGAAAUGAAGAAGGAAGGACGUGCAAGGUACGAUGAAAGGGUUUCCGUGGACGGCGACGUUGCUCUUGUCCGUUGGCAAGACAAUGGCGUGGUCAACAUGGCCUCUACUCACCUAGGAGUCGGAAACGUUGGCGCGGUAAGAAGAUGGAGCGAAGCUUUAAAGGCCCACGUCGACAUCGAAUGUCCUGAGGUAAUUCUAGACUACAACAAAUACAUGGGUGGAGUGGACAAACUAGACUUCAUCAUGUCCCUCUACCCAAUGAGGACACGAACCAGCAAGUGGCCUGUGAGAGUGAUAUCCUAUUUUGCUUCUUUUGCCCUCUGUAACAGUUGGCUAGAGUACAUCAGAGAUGCCAAUGCAGAAGGGUUGCUAAAAAAAGACACAAUGGAUAUGAUGGCAUUUCAAAGAGAUGUCGCAAACUGCCUGCUGAGUGUCAACAAGCCCCAGAAAAAGCCUGGGCGACCAAGCAGUGAGAACCCCCAGGUGAUGAAAAGGAAUGCACCGAAUGCGUCACCCCUGCCAGUGAGCACUCUUCGCUAUGACGACAUCCACCACUGGCCACAGCAAAUGAACAUACCCAACGCACAACGCUGCAGGAGGGAAGGAUGCUCAUCCAAGAGCCGCGUUCGCUGCAGGAAGUGUGACAUUUUUCUUUGCCUGACAUCGCAGAAUGACUGCUUCUACCUCUUUCACACUAAAUAG
This is a messenger RNA of Rhipicephalus microplus (southern cattle tick), 1302 nucleotides long. RefSeq names its product piggyBac transposable element-derived protein 3. The record is from RefSeq and is a predicted model, not a curated record. Lineage: Eukaryota; Metazoa; Arthropoda; Arachnida; Ixodida; Ixodidae.